AUGGACCAGAAGAGAUACGCUACCUUGAACCAAGUCAAGUACGGCAAGCAGGGCCAGCCAAGAAAACCAUACAGCUCCAAAGCCCCAGAUUUGGAGAACGCACCCUUCAGAAAGGGAGUGGUGUUGAGAGUGAUGAUUCUCAAGCCUAAGAAGCCUAACUCGGCUUUGAGAAAGUGUUGUCGUGUUAGACUCACCAACGGUAACGUCAUUUCCGCCUUGAUUCCAGGCGAGGGCCACAACUUGCAAGAGCAUCACCUUGUGUUGGUCAGAGGUGGAAGAGUGCAAGAUAUUCCUGGUGUCAAGUACCAUUUGGUGAGAGGAGUUUACGAUUUAGCGGGCGUAGCGAACAGAGCUACUUCUAGAUCCAAGUACGGUGUCAAGAAGCCUAAAGCCUAA
This is a messenger RNA of Suhomyces tanzawaensis NRRL Y-17324, 396 nucleotides long. Its product is annotated as mitochondrial 37S ribosomal protein uS12m. Gene Ontology annotation, cellular component: ribosome; small ribosomal subunit. The record is from RefSeq and is a predicted model, not a curated record. The transcript has a single exon. Bases 1 to 396 code for a protein of 131 amino acids. Gene Ontology annotation, molecular function: structural constituent of ribosome. Gene Ontology annotation, biological process: translation. NCBI's taxonomy places the organism in Eukaryota, Fungi, Ascomycota, Pichiomycetes, Serinales, Debaryomycetaceae.